This is a messenger RNA of Blastomyces dermatitidis ER-3, 249 nucleotides long. RefSeq lists its product as uncharacterized. The coding region runs from base 1 to 249 and encodes 82 amino acids. The record is from RefSeq and is a predicted model, not a curated record. Lineage: Eukaryota; Fungi; Ascomycota; Eurotiomycetes; Onygenales; Ajellomycetaceae. The transcript has 2 exons.
AUGAAAGAAGCCGUCGGAAAUUCGCACGAAACGAGGUCCGAAGUUGGUGCAAGGGGGGAUAUGGGCAGGCUGGUUGGCCUAAAAUUCCAGCCAGCAUGGCAAGCUGACGAGAUACAGAAGCCCUAUGCUAUGCAUUUCAGGAGACAUGAUCAGGACCAGCUCAGUAGUAGUCUCUAUCAGGCCCGAGCUGGAGAGCACCCAAGCGAUCAAUCCCAGGAGAUAUCAAGAAUAUCGCGCUACAUGGAAUGA